CCUGCGGAACCCGGCGCACCAUGUCUUCGCCUCCCCAAGGGAAGCUAGAGACUAAAGCUGGACACCCGCCGGCCGUGAAAGCUGGCGGAAUGCGGAUUGUGCAGAAACACCCGCACAGCGGUGACAACAAAGACGAUAAGGACAAGGACAACCAGGAGUGGGAAAGCCCCAGCCCACCUAAGCCGGCCGUGUUCAUCUCCGGUGUGAUGGCCCGGGGUGACAAGGACUUCCCCCCGGCAGCUGCACAGGUGGCCCACCAGAAGCCGCACGCCUCCAUGGACAAGCAUCUCUCUCCGAGGACCCAGCACAUCCAGCAGCCUCGCAAGUGAGUGGGCGCGGAGCCCAGGCCCCAGCAGCAGCACCGGGCAGCCCACCUUCGAUGUUUAUCCCACACAGCGAACUGGCAUAUCUUCCCCCACAUGCGGCUCUGUUGGGAAAUCUAAGACAAAGCAAAGCUCUCCUU
Trichechus manatus latirostris (Florida manatee) is the source of this 463-nucleotide messenger RNA. RefSeq names its product death associated protein (gene DAP). The record is from RefSeq and is a predicted model, not a curated record. The transcript is spliced from 4 exons. Lineage: Eukaryota; Metazoa; Chordata; Mammalia; Sirenia; Trichechidae. Gene Ontology annotation, biological process: cellular response to amino acid starvation; apoptotic signaling pathway; negative regulation of autophagy. Gene Ontology annotation, molecular function: death domain binding. The coding region runs from base 21 to 329 and encodes 102 amino acids.